Molecule: messenger RNA, 736 nt
Organism: Dimorphilus gyrociliatus
Lineage: Eukaryota; Metazoa; Annelida; Polychaeta; Dinophilidae
Source: the annotation of a GenBank genome assembly
AAUGUUGAUAUUUUUUGGUACACCAGCAAAUUUCUCACAAUCUGAUAUAAUUGAUGCUAUAGUUUUGGCAGAUUCCGUUACAGAUAAUCCUUAUUCUUUUAUAAAUUGGUCUGGCGAUGUUAUUGUAGUAGAAUAUGAACUUUAUAAACCUACACCAGAAGGUGAAAAUGAUUGUCCUCAAGGAUCACAGAGUGACCCACAUUUACAUCAAAAUAUUGUUGAUUCAAAAACCUCAAAGCUUUAUCAAAUCUCUUAUGAUGUUGUUGGCCAAUCUGGCCAAUCAGUUUUUCUUCUGAGUGAUAAAGAUUUGAAGGUGAAGGUUGAAGGAAUUCUAAAACAUGAUUAUUCCAUGCACGAAGUCUUGAUAACAAUUAAUGGUAAAGUAAUUAAAAUUAAAACAUAUGUUGUAAUUUUUUCAAAUGAAAUUAUUGAAUGGAAUUAUAAUAAGAAACCAAAAGUCACUAAAUCUGAACAAUAUUUUCUUAUGUUAUCCAAAAAUAAAAUUGAAAUAUCUUUAAGAAAGAAUCUUACAAAUCUAAAAAUACUAAUUUUAAAAGAAGACAAAUCCUUGUUGGGUCCUUUUCUAAAUGUCCAAUUUAACAAUGUCAACAUUUUGACUACCAUCUAUGGAGGACUAAUUGGAGAUAUUGGAAGAAAAAAUGUCAAUGUUAUUCCAUCUGCUCAGGAUUAUACUAGGGCUAUUUUUGAUAUUGAUGGAAAGACUUUAAGAAACUAA